Molecule: messenger RNA, 1113 nt
Organism: Onychomys torridus (southern grasshopper mouse)
Lineage: Eukaryota; Metazoa; Chordata; Mammalia; Rodentia; Cricetidae
Product: interleukin-27 subunit beta-like
Exons: 3
Coding region: 43-432 (129 amino acids)
Molecular function (GO): protein binding
Source: RefSeq, a predicted model, not a curated record
AGCUCUUGGGAAGGAACCACUGCUUACUUCCCACACGCUGGGAUGACAAGUUGCCCGACUUUCCAUUUGUCUUCUUUCCUGGCAAGACCCCUACUCCUGUCUCUCCCCUUAUCUGGGCAAUUCCCCGGACCUGCCCACCUCCCACCCCCCCAUACCUCUCGGUACCCCGUUGCCGUGGACUGCUCCUGGACGCCGCUGGGGGCUCCCAACUCCACCAUGUCCUACAUUGCCACUUACAGGCUCGGUGUGGCCGCCCAGCAGCAGAGCCGGCUCUGCCUACAGCCGAACCCCCAGGCCACUCGGUGCACCAUCCCCCGCGUGCAACUGUUCUCCAUGGUGCCAUACUUGUUCAAUGUCACGGCGGUGCAGCCCGGCGGCGCCAGCAGCAGCCUCCUGGCCUUUGUGGCGGAGCGGAUCAGAUAUUUUAAUUGACUCACCAAGUCUGCUGAGUGCAUAGAACAGAAGACGUCUGAGGGAGUUUCAAGGCAGCUUACCCAGUCUGGUAGCAAUCGGAGAUGGGGAUCCAGAGAGAGGCCACCACCCACCAGCAGAGAAGAAGCCAAGGAGACUCGGCCGUGUACAGCUAAAGACUGAACCAAGGGGCCUUCAAGGGCAUAAGUGUCUUAUUAAUGAAUUUGUGCCAUAAACAGGCACCAAUUGUAAGACAAAUGGCUAAAUAUUCCUGGUGCUCAUUUUCUCCAAAGAGAUUUGUGGAUGAAUUCCCACUGAAGUUGGAACACCAGUUAAUUGUAAACUUGUAUCACAGUCAUCAUGUAUUCUCAUAGUGGGGACUAUCACAUAUCUCCCAAUUGUUCUGAGAGAGACAGAACUACAGUGCUUCUUUCCAUAUCCCUUAUGCUCACAUGGAUUGUAUCCAGAGUGACAGAUGACACACCUGGUAAAGGAAGAAACAAAUAAAGGGUUUCCACACUGCAUUCCCAUGGUCAAAUGUUUCUUGUGUGACACAGAUGUAGAAUAGAGAUUCACGUUUCUACAUCUCCAAGUCAGUCAAAGUCACUCAUAAAGCCAGCCAAACAGCGAAAAGCUCUUUACACCUUUAACUGCUGCUGAGAUCAUGUCCAGACUGUGAAUAAGUGGAGCACUAGGGGAACA